Plectropomus leopardus (leopard coralgrouper) is the source of this 2099-nucleotide messenger RNA. Lineage: Eukaryota; Metazoa; Chordata; Actinopteri; Perciformes; Serranidae. The record is from RefSeq and is a predicted model, not a curated record.
CUGCUUUCCAGAGUGAAUAUGGUGACUUAUAAAGUGACUGUAUCCACUGGUAAUCUAGCUGGUGCCACCACUGUAAACAAUGUCUUCAUUAAGCUGGUGGGCACAGAAGGGGAGAGCGACCGCAAGUGGCUCAUGGGCUUAAAAGGAGCUUCAUCCUUCAUGAGAGGAGUAGUCUCUAGUUUUAGCGUGUCCUGCCCUGUCUCCAUUGGAAAGCUGAUUCUAAUAGAGCUAGACAAAAAACAGCUCCCACUGUUCCCGGAAGACUCUUGGUUUCCUGCCAAGGUGGAAGUGAAAUCCCCUGAGGGAGACACCUACAACUUUCCCAUAUACCGCUGGAUCACUGACAGUGAGGUGCACCGCUUCAGAGAGGGAACAGCUCUGAGAGUCUUCGAAGACAGCCAUCAUCUUGGCAGGUACAGCAGGCAGCAGGAACUGACUCAACGUGAGAAAGACUAUCGCUGGGAUAAGUAUGAAGAGGGAAUACCCCACUGCAUGAAGGCAGACAACGCUCAAUCUUUGCCUUGUGGUCGCUUCUCCUUCACCAAGACCACAGAGUUCUUCUUCACUGCAUCAACUGGGCUGACUGAGCUGCAACUUAAAGGACUAUCUAGUUGCAAGAAGAAGUGGACUAAUAUUGACGCUAUCAAUCGGGUUUUCUUCAAACGGACUGAUAUAUCAGAUUAUGUCCAGAAACAUUGGAAGGAGGAUGCCUUUUUCGGCUACCAGUAUCUAAAUGGUGUCAACCCCAUGUUGAUCCGACGUUGUUCAACCCUGCCUGGUAACUUUCCUGUCACUGAUGACAUGGUCUUCCUCCGUGGUAAAUGUAGCUUGGCAGAUGAAAAUGAAGGUGACUGUUUUGACAAUGGCAACAUAUUCUUGUGUGACUACAAGCAGUUGGAUGGACUGAAAACAAACACCAUCAAUGGGAAGAAGCAGUACUUGAUGGCUCCACUUGUCCUUCUCCACAAAACAUCCGAUGAUAAACUGAUGCCAAUUGCUAUUCAGCUGAAACAGACUCCAGCAGAUGAUAACCCUAUCUUCUUUCCUACUGAUUCUGAGUAUGACUGGUUGAUGGCCAAGAUAUUUGUGAGAAGUGCAGAUUUCCAAGAGCAUCAACUCAAUGUUCAUCUGCUGCGCACUCAUCUGCUGGCUGAAGUGUUUGCAGUUUCACUGCUGCGCAACGUUCCCAUGGUGCAUCCACUGUACAAGCUCCUGGUGCCUCACACUCGCUACACUCUGCAGAUCAACUUUUUAGCUCGAAUUGCUCUAAUAUCCAAGACUGGGGUUUUCACACAGUUUGCAGCCUCUGGUGGAGAGGGUAUGAAGACACUCCUAAAGAGAUCACUGUCCUCAAUGACCUACAGCUCCCUCUGCAUACCUGACGACAUUGCGGAGCGUGGACUGAAGGAUGUGCCAAACUUCCACUACAGGGAUGAUGGACUCAAACUUUGGGAUAUCAUCCAUAGGUUUGUGCAGGGAGUGCUCAGCUUCUACUACAAGAAUGACGCUGAGGUCCAGCAAGAUUCUGAACUGCAGCAGUGGAUUUCAGACAUUUUUGAGCAUGGAUUUCUCACCCAAGCAUGCACAGGAAUUCCACAGAGCUUCACCACUGUGGCUGAAAUGGUCAAGUUUGUCACCAUGGUGAUCUUCACUUGCUCGGGAAAGCACUCAGCUGUGAACACUGGACAGUAUGACUAUGGUGGCUGGAUGCCCAACACUCCCAUCUCCCUGCAACUUCCUCCACCAACCACAAAGGGGACAACAAGUGAGGCCACAAUGCUCCAGACAUUCCCUGAUGUCAACAUAACAGUAAAGGGCAUGUCCACCCUGUGGCUACUUAGCAAGCAGUCCUCUGAUUUCGUGCCUCUUGGCCAGUACCCAGAGGACCAUUUCAGUGAGGAGAUUCCUUGCAAGCGGAUAAAGGAUUUUCAAGGAGAUCUUGAAGUGUUAAGUGCAAUCAUCAAAGCCAGAAACAACAGUCUGGACAUUCCAUACACAUACAUGGAUCCAAAGAUGCUGGAAAACAGCGUGGCCAUUUGAACAUUAGAAGCUGUGAGCUCCUCAGCUGUCGGCCAAAUUCAGCUUCAUACUAAAAACAC